AGCCAUGUAAAUCGCUUAAGUCAUUACGGAGUUAUGGGCCUUGAUGAGUUUGUGACAAAGCGGUAAAUGGGGGCAUCCGUGUUGAAACCUAUGGGACACGAAUCGACGGUCUGCUAUCCGGCUAUGGUUAAUGUCGCACAAUGUUUUAAUAGCAGAUGUUGGUGAUAUUCAUUUGUAAACUUGCAAGAGCUUGUGGUGUAAAUCUUUAUACUUAUCUUUCUACUUUUCAGAAACAAAAGCUGAAAUGCAAAACUGGCUUAGUGAUUAUAUUAUGAACUUGGAAGAAACGGAUGUCCCAAAAUCCCAGAAGAAAAGAAAACAGAGAACACAGCCAAAGUCGCUUAGUGAUAAAAUGAACUCUGAAGACACAGAUGUCCAAUCCCAGAAGAAAGAAAAGCAGGGGACAAAGCCAAAGUCAAAUCAAGAGCUGGGUGAAGCCACAGACUGGUUGAACAGGAGGAAUAGAGACAUGGGUGAAGCCACAGACUGGUUGAACAGGAGGAAUAGAGACAGCGCUGUGGCUCAAGAUGACAGCAGAAUCACUUCUGAAACCCAGCAAUCAUGCACGCCGCCGACAUCAGCAUCCACAUCGCAAGUUACCCCUGCCAAAAAAAAUGAGCCGGAGCAAGUAGAAAGCAGACACAUUCUCUCUGCAAAAAAACAGAAGUGCGACCAAACAGAAGGCAGGCGCGUUACCCCUGCCAAAAAACAGAACUGUGAUCAAACAGAAGGCAGACACGUUACCCCUGCCAAAAAACAGAAGUGUGACCAAACAGAAGGCAGGCGCGUUACACCUGCCAAAAAACAGAAGUGCGACCAAACAGAAGGCAUGCGCGUUACCCCUGCCAAAAAACAGAAGUGUGAUCAAACAGAAGGCAGACUCGUUACCCCUACCAAAAAACAGAAGUGCGACCAAACAGAAGGCAGGCGCGUUACACCUGCCAAAAAACAGAAGUGCGACCAAACAGAAGGCAGACACGUUACACCUGCCAAAAAACAGAAGUGCGACCAAACAGAAGGCAGACACGUUACACCUGCCAAAAAACAGAAGUGCGACCAAACAGAAGGAAGGCAGGUUACCCCUACCAAAAAAAAAGAGUGUGAGCACACCGAAGAAAUAGUGUAUCUCAAAGAGGAAAUAUAUAAGUUGAAACGGCGGGUAAGGAAACUCGAGGACAAGAAGACAGCAAAAGACAAGGAAAGUGAUGGGUAUUCUAGAGAGGCUCUCACAAAACUUGUCGAGAUGGAGAGAAAUCCAUAUACAGCAGCUAAAACUUUGUUAGGAUCUCUUUUCACCCAACAGGAAUUGCUGAGCCACUCAGUUAGCGGUAAAGCACCUAACUCUACAACUCCAGCAAAGCCCAAAUUUGAUGGUCAAAAGUAUAGCAUUUUUGAUAAUAUCAUGCGUGAAAAGUUCUCGACGCUAAAGUCAAAGGACAUAACUGCGAAGGUUCAAGGUGUUCAAAAGUCCCUUCAGAGAGAAAACUCAAAAAAAGAAACCGUGGUGAUUUAAAUUAAAAACUUUUGAACACCUUGAACCUUCGACAAAAGUGCCUUCAAAGAGAAAACUCAAAAAAUGAAACUGUGGUGAUUUAAAUUAAAAACUUUUGAACACCUUGAACCUUCGACAAAAGUGCCUUCAGAGAGAAAACUCAAAAAUUAAAAACUGACACUGUAGUUUCAAGUUUAGUGUUGUAGUUUUUGUGUUUUAAUAGUGUUAAAAGUUUAGUGUUGUAGUUUUUGUGUUUUAAUAGUGUUAAACAUAAUACAUUGUAUUGCUUUGGUUUAAACUUUGAUCUUCACUGCCUAUCCAAGACCAUAGUGCCAUAUGUGAACAGCUUGGAUCCAGAUGAGACAAUGAGGGAUUCAAGCUGUUUGACAUUCGGUCAAUAUUUUCACCAAUAUUUCAGAAUUACUUUGUUUACACUCUAGGAAGGUGUUGCAUUGCUGACCAAUAUCAACAGGGUGGCAAUUAUAAACUAGCAUUUUUGAACCUGUAUGAAAAAGGGUAAAUAAUUUCAUUAGUUGGAAGAAUCAAACAAAACUUUUUUGCAUUUUGGGAAGGUUUUAUUCAUCUUUUAUAAUUUUACAUCAUCAAUACAUAAUAAUGGUAUUUAACAUCAUUAAAAAAACAAGCAAAUGAUAAUCUUAUUCAAUAAUUAUUAGAUCGUCUGUUUUUCAUAGAAAAAAAGUCGAGUUAUUGUGAUAGCCUUGGCUGCGUCGUCU
Molecule: messenger RNA, 2226 nt
Organism: Ruditapes philippinarum (Manila clam)
Lineage: Eukaryota; Metazoa; Mollusca; Bivalvia; Venerida; Veneridae
Product: axoneme-associated protein mst101(1)-like
Exons: 3
Coding region: 245-1513 (422 amino acids)
Source: RefSeq, a predicted model, not a curated record